CCAAAUUUACUUUGAUUAUAAGAAUACACAUUCCCAUGUCGUUCUUUCGUAGACACUUGAUUCCCUAGUUCCCUUUCACUCUCCCUUUCACUCUUGCGUCAGAAAAUUGUCAUUCGCAAGAAGUAAACAUUACUAACCCAAGCAUCCAACAAGUAUCCAGGCAAGCACACACAGGAUAUAUCACCCUUAGAAUAUCAUGAAAUAUCUGAUUUGCAAUCACAGAAAAUCUUGAGGAUACCUGCCAGCACCAAGAUGUGCCACUGGCUUCGAGUCCGGUGCAGAGAAUGCGACAUCAAGAUCCGGGACAAGCUCAUCACUACCUGUCCGGAUGUCAUUCACGCGAUAAACACACCCGGCGCCAUCGUGCAAACUGAAUACGAAACCUGUCCGGGAUGUCUUCUCUCUCCGACUCCAUCUCCCGAGCCGGACCCUGAACCACCCUCUAAGAAGCCCAGGAGGUCUACCCCUUAAUUAGAGCCUGGUGAAUAUGGUGUUGUUAGGUAUGACGGUUGUUGGCUAGUGCUUGAAGCUUGCUGAGCGAAUGAUAUAAUCUAGGAGGAUGCGAGUGAGGUGGAGCGAGAUGAGAGGAUCUCGAUUGGUGGCUCGCGGUUGAAAAGCUGGGAAUAAGCACGGCCCUGGCAUUGCGAACUACCCCCAGCCACCGUAAUUAAAGACUACUUGAUAGCGCGACCGCAAUUGACUCUCAGAAUCACUUUUUACCCUCAUGUUGUACAGAAUUGACUCUUCUUUAUCCAUAUCUCUUUAAUUUCUGAAGAACAACGCACAGUGGCUGCGGUUCGCGCCUGCAGGUUGAGUAUGCCAACCCGGCAAGCAACGCGCGAGUGGGAUGCGAAUAGAUCGUAUAUAUUCCGCCGUCUUCGCGGUGUUCUCACCCGAAAAGAGACUCACGCACACCUUCAAGCCUUGUCUACCUAUCACGAACAGCAAUUAGUGCACUGGGCCAUAGGGAAGGCUAGGCUAGGCUUUAUGCCUUCAAUUGUUAAGUUCAUGGUGAAUACACAUCCUGUGACAAGAACAAACAGGGUGAUGGAAGCGGUUAAUGGAAUUUUGCGCGGUGCAUGAAAGUCAAGUAUUGCAUACAAAUGUUGAAGUGUUGGUAUGGAAGCCUCCAAGACUGGAGGUUAUUGUCAGAUAUAAGCAAUCGUAUAUAACAUUCAGUUCAUUGAUUGUGUUAUGUAUCUGUCGAAUAUAAG
Molecule: messenger RNA, 1214 nt
Organism: Xylaria bambusicola
Lineage: Eukaryota; Fungi; Ascomycota; Sordariomycetes; Xylariales; Xylariaceae
Exons: 1
Coding region: 817-1083 (88 amino acids)
Source: RefSeq, a predicted model, not a curated record